AUGACGCGCACCGAGCCCACUCAACAUUCUUCCUCUUGGGAGACGAAGAGCAUCACCGCCACUGACGAUGGGACGGUCGGUCAAGAUGCUCGGCCUAGGGGUCGGAUUCGCCGAUCGAUGACUGCGUGCAAUACAUGCCGCAAGUUGAAGACCCGUUGUGACUUGGAUCCUCGAGGUCAUGCCUGCCGUCGUUGUCUCUCGUUAAGGCUUGAAUGCGAGCUUCCAGAAACCCCCGAUCGCUACCAGGACACCACAUCCAGUUGGUCCGAUGCCAAUGCGGCCAUUCCCUCAAUUGAGGAGAGGCUGGUUUCCCUGGAGCGGGGAAUGGGUGAGAUGAUUCACCUCAUGCGCCAGAUGGUCAAUAAUUCGCCCCGAGAUUGCCCGUCUCGUCAUGGCAGCCGCAAUAACAGUAUAGAUGAGGCUGCUGCCAAUAAUAACGCCCCGGCACCACACGUCACGCUAAAACCAGUCCAAUUUAUUCGCGAUCUCCAAGUCGAAUGCUUCGGGGAAAGAGACCAGUUCUCUACGGAGACUGAGCUUCUGGGAGAUGUGGUCUCCCAAGGAAUUGUAGAUGCAAAAUUAUCAUUGAAAUUGAUUGAGCUAUUUGUGGACUACUUCAGUCAAUGGGUCUCCAUCGAUCAUGCAACAAAUAUUCAGAGGACAAAUCCCCUGCUUUUCAAUACGGCUUGCUUGCUAGCGUCUCGGUAUCUCCCGGGGAUGCCUCCUAAUACUAUUCAUGAGAUUGCCCUCCAGGUGCAGCUUGCUGUCACCAAAACAUUAUGGAGAAAAGCACCCUUGACCGAUGACCUGCUCCAGGCAUUGGCUCUGCUAUGUCUAUAUCCCACAUCUGGACAUAAAGAGGGGUUCAUGGAUGCAUGGUUGCUGAGUGGAAUCGCCAUCAACCAUGCCCUCUCCUCCUUCGGCUUUCUCAAUAACUCCCCUCAUAAGAACAUCCCCUCCGAUGAGAUGCUUCCUCAAAUGCGUCUCUGGAACACCUUCUGCCUGACACACUUGCACUCUGCCCUUGGCUACGGACGUAACGUCAAUGUCCUGUCCCAAUAUUUCGACCAUUGCCCUCUCAUCCUCGAGCACCCACGCGCAACUCAAGAUGACGGCCGGAUAGUAGCAGAGAUCCAACUAUAUCGCAUUGCGCUAAAAAUCCGAAACAAUACCCAGCGCCUCCAAUUCACCGAAACUGAAUACGAAGAAAUCGAACGCUGGAAAAUGGAAUGGUCCCAUCUCCUCUGUAAGCUCCCCAGACCCUCCGUGCAAGCUGAAUUUAUCAUACUAACUCAUCCCUGCAGCCAGCGAAGGCCAAUCCACCCUAGAACUCAGCAUUUGGUUCUGCCAACUCCUCCUUCAACGCACCGCAUCCCGUCUUCAACCCGAGUCCGACCGACUCGCCACCGAGAUCUGCAGCAACGCCCGCCUCAUCAUCUCGCGGUCCAUGCAGACCCGAUUCUCCGCCGCCCCGGCUUAAUCGACCAUGUCUACUACAUCCUGGGCUACGCCGCCCUCACCCUCUGCGACUACACUCCCUCCGACCCCGUCAUCGACCAAGUGCGCGCCUUCCUGCUGCACCUCGCCCCCAGCAGCGACCACCUCUCCUACCGCAUCGCCUACAUCAUCGGCGAGGUGCAGCGGCGCUACGCGGAGCCCACCUCCGCCACGCAGUCCUCGCCUACAAGCGUGGGGCUGAAAAAUGCCAAUGCCAUGUUUGCCGCGCCCGCGGCCGCGCGCUCGGAGAGCCUGGAUCUGACGGCGCUGAUGCCGUCGGGCGGGAGUAUGGAUGGACUGGUGGAAAAUUACGGGUGCUUCGAGCAGCUGAUGCCCGGAUAUGUGGCCCCACAGCCGGCCUUCUCGGCGCCGACGGUUUUCCAGCAUCAUACGGCGCCUGUGAUGGGUGGGGCGAUGCCGGUCAGUCUCGUGCCGAGGGCGUUACAUGAUUUCUGA
Penicillium chermesinum is the source of this 1953-nucleotide messenger RNA. RefSeq names its product Zn(II)2Cys6 transcription factor domain-containing protein. The record is from RefSeq and is a predicted model, not a curated record. The transcript has 4 exons. The coding region runs from base 1 to 1953 and encodes 650 amino acids. Lineage: Eukaryota; Fungi; Ascomycota; Eurotiomycetes; Eurotiales; Aspergillaceae. Gene Ontology annotation, cellular component: nucleus. Gene Ontology annotation, molecular function: zinc ion binding; DNA-binding transcription factor activity, RNA polymerase II-specific; transcription cis-regulatory region binding. Gene Ontology annotation, biological process: regulation of DNA-templated transcription.